CUCGGCCGCUUUACUUUCGGUUUGUCAAGAAGCCAAGAAAAAUGCAUCCAGUGGUAUUGAAAUGUAACAUCGGAAGCUAUACUUACUUUGAGGGCGAGUGAAAGCUUUCCAUAUGCUUGAAAUGAACAUGAAGAGUACUUUGAACAAUGGCAGGCAUUGAUGAAACUCGAGAAGAAUUUUGUUCAGUGUUGAAAAACUUUCUGAAGAGUUUUCCUGAAGGAUAUCCAAAAAAUGAAUUAUGGAAUGACAUUUCACGUGGACAACGCCAGUUCACGAAGAAAAAAUUGGGUGUGGCAAAGCUUAGUGAUGCCCUUCAAUUUUGUCCUUUCCUAGAAGAGGUAUCAGUUAAUCAAAAACUCUGUGUUCGAUUGAAAGUAACAAAAAAGGAAAAGAAAGGGGGGAAAAGAUUACCAAGUCAGGGUACACAGCCUGCUGCUGAAGACAAGCGGAAGGAAAUGUCUUCGAAAAAUCUAGGAUCAGCAUCAAUUGGUGGUCACCCGGCUCCGCCAAGUGCAGGGCUGUUAGCUGGUGAGUUACUGGGACCAGCCUUGUGGCAAGCUCCUCAGAGGCCUCAACACCCCGCUCAGCAAGUCACAGGACCUCCAAGAACACAUGAUAGUGCCCAUCUAGGAGCCCAUCCCACUCCACUUAUGGCAGUGCCCGUUCGCCUUAUGUCCACACCUGGAAUGGAUGCCCAUUCUGGACUCCUGGGAGAUUGGCCAACCCUGCAACAAGGAGCAAUGGAAUCCCCAGCCGCAGCAAAGCAACGCGUGCAACAACAGGAAUUUGCAGCAGAUCCAGGAAUGACCCAUAGACAUCGACAAGCCUUGAUCUUUCACAACUCUAAUUCAUCCAGGGAGGCUAGCCAAGGUAAUGUGAUGGGUCAUCAAGGUCAAGGUCGCCCAUCACCAAGGUCUCAUGUGUCCUCACCUUCCCCAUCCCCUCCUAUACAUGUACCUUCUUAUCAAGUGACCAAUCCACAACCACGUGUGCAAGGUCGGCUGAGUAAGGAACAGGUCGACAGCUAUGCUCAGAUUUGCAUUGACCAGUUGUCUGAAGCUGGAGAGUAUGUCUGCACAGAGCGCAUUGAAGCGCUGCUGCUGCAACGUUUGCAGAGAAAGACGAUUAGAGAUCUCCAGUUGCAGCAGGUGCGAUCAGUUGACCAUUUACCGUCUGUGAGAGAACAUCAGAGAACAGCGUGUAAAGUGAAUGCCUGUAUUCAGGCCUUUAUCCAGGUGCGUUCUAUCUGUACUUUACACGAGAUAGAACAGAGCCUCCUUGACUAUGCACCUGUCAAGCAGAACUUUGAAUCGUUUAAGCUGGGUCCACUACAAAAGUUGCCCAUAAUAUAUGAUUUGUUCAAAUUCCCACCGGAGGUUGUCACAAUUCCCAAAAUCACAACUAUGGAUAUUCUGCAACACAUUCGUGAGUUCCUCACCAAAGAAAACAAAUGGACAGAAAAACUGGAGAUGGAGCCCACCAUGAACUACCUUGUGGAACGAUAUGGAGUCCCUGAUGCCUAUCAUUUAGGUGUCAGAAUUCGCAGUUUGCCAUUGGCUGUUCAGAUGUUAAAGAAAGCACAAAGAGAUGCUGGUAGUUCCCGUAAGGCUGUCCUUGAUAACUUGAAAGAGGAUUUGCAGAGAGAUCUUGAAGGUGCCGUUCAGAGAUUCCGGGCAUCUGUUUUGCAAUCUGUCACUUUGCCGAAUGGAGAAAGUAGCAUGGAAAUCCGAAAACAUUACCUAGAGACUGCACCCGAGCUUGUUAUCGUGGAGAUUUUUAGCAAGUUUCAGUUACUGAUGUCACUAGAAGUACCGGAAAACAACCGAGCGAGGAAAAGACACACAAAGGUUUUGAGUGCUGUGGCUGAUUUCUUGACAACGAUUCGUGAUGAUGAGAUUGCCUCAAAGCUUUUUCAUUUGUCAGUUUGUGUUGGGGUAAUAGAGCUGCAGGAAAUGGUAAAGGAUUCCUUUAUGACAGAGACAGGAAGUGCUGAUGCCGUGGGUGAUACAUCAGCUCCGCAGCAAAUAAAGAGACCGCCACCUGUUGCCAAAAUUGUUGAGAAACUGCAGUCUUAUUUAGACCGUUGUCUUACGCAUGGAACAGUGACACUACAAGAUCUGCAGAAGAUUGAAGAGAACUUGUUACGAGAUUUUGAAUUUCCUUCAUUCCAUUCCAUGGGUCUGUUCAGUUUUCUGGGAUUUCUUCUCAACUACAGAGAAGCCAAGAUGCUGCUAGAGCAGAACUGUGGCGUCACUCUGGGGUCAUCUGGAGCACACAGUAACAUCAGCUUCUACCAGCCCAGGUACACAGACGUUUUACAGGUGGUGCGUCAGGCAGAGGGGUGUGGUCUCACAGAGCUGCCACAAAUAGAGGAAGCAGUGUGCAGUCAGUUCUGUGUGAAAGACGUGCGUAUCUUGGGAUACGGUAUGCUAGACCGCUUGAAGAAGGCUGCGAGUAAGUCUGGCAAACACCACAUGCGAGAGAACCUGGUGGUUUACGAGUCAACGCUGUGUACAAACAGCAGGCAGUUCACAGGAAGUGGUCAGACUCAUGUAGGUUUGCUAGGUCAUCAGACGAAGGAAUCGGCCCGUCUCUGCCUGAACAACUGCCCGUUGAUGGAGGACAUGGAGGCCUGGAGCAACUGGUCCUUAGUGUUUGAACCCGAGCUGGGGACUCUCAAGGAGUUCGUACAGAAAUAUGGUGGCCUCAAGCAAUUCCAGCUGGAAGGUGAAAACAAAAUGGCAAUCACUGAUUUUGUUGCCAUGGAAACAAGACCAGGUCAGCUGAUUAAACUUAUAUCCCAGACAUCGGUUAAAGAGUUUGAAAAGGCCGUUCAAAGCGGGGAUCCACGAGAGAGCUGUGGCCAUCUUGUGUCGCAGAUUGUUGCCAAUAAAGGUGUAGCUAAAACCUCUGUAGCCCUGUUGGCAAAUCAUGUGAAAUCAGCACUCUACGCCAUGAAUGCCAGUUCUGUGGAUACUGAAACUCCAGGUGGUCCUCCACAGAGGACAGGUGUUACAAACAGAGCCAUAGAGUUUGUCCUUCGUUGUCUGAAUACCCUGCCCAUCAGGAUCUGUUGUUCUGUGGCAAAUCAGAUUUUCCUGACCCCUCUUGGUGAAGUGCUAGGGUCACGCCACUCCAAGAUUCAGUUACUGAAGGCUGCUGAGGAGAACACAGACUAUAUGUCUCAUUUGCUGAAGCUGGGUUGUUUCUUGGGGAUAAGAGAGUGGACAGAACAGUUUCACACCAAACUCCGCCUUCCAGCUCAGGCUGUCACCUUGGCAACAGAGUUCAACAAGGAGGAUCAAGUGGAAGAGCUUGCAGGAGAAAUGGAGAUGGAGGAAGACCUUGAGCAAAGUGACCUUGAGGAUAGCUCUGAUGAGUCUUCCUCGUCUGAGUCAGACCCUGAAGAAGCUGACAAGGAAGAGCCCAGCAGUACCACAAAUAUUGGGGAGACAGAUGUUUCAGAGGAACGGGCAAAAUCCACUUCUGUGGAAGAAGAGGACGAAUCAGGGGAGACAACUGACGCCUCAUCAUCAUCAGACAUCACAUACUCUGAAACUUCUGAUACUGAUAAGUGUAAAGAGUUGAUCAACCAGAUUCGAAAGGAAGAGUUUGGUAUUGGGGUAGAGCUGAGUGAAGAUGGACAAAAACUGAUGAAAGUACAGCAAGAGAGGCUUGGCCGCAGUUUAGAUCGCCUUUCCAAGGAUCUCUAUAGCAAGGAUACCCAUUUCGUUCUGGAGCUGGUACAAAAUGCGGAUGACAAUGAGUAUCCAGUGGAUACAGAUCAAAGCAAAGACUUUUGCCCUGCUGUCGAGUUUGUUGUAGAUGCCACAAAAGUUGUUGUUAGCAACAAUGAAUCCGGAUUUGAGGAACGUAACAUUCGUGCAAUCUGUGAUGUGGGACGAAGCACAAAGGGCAAGCACAAGUUUGGCUAUAUUGGCCAAAAGGGAAUAGGAUUUAAAUCUGUUUUCCGAGUGACAGAUUGUCCAGAAGUUCACUCAAAUGGAUUCCACAUAAAGUUUGAUGUCAACAGUGGACCAACUGGCUAUAUUCUUCCUCAUUGGAUGGAAGAAUCUCCCGAAAUGGAUAAGUGGAUGACUCAGAUUAUACUCCCAUUCAAGAAGGAAGCCCAAACUCGAACAUUGGCAGCCAGGUUCAAUGACAUCCAUCCAUCCCUCUUGCUUUUUCUCCAUCGACUUCGUCAGCUGUCUGUGAUUAACAAGGUUGAGAAUCGCAUUGUGUCAAUGAAAAGACGAGAUCUUGAUAAUAAUGUAGUGGAAAUAGAGCAUAACGAAACCACAGACCUGUGGCUGGUGGUCAGAAAAGCAUUGGAUGCAUCCCAGAUUUCCUUACAGGCUAAGUCAGGUGUGGAAGUGGAAUCAACAGAAAUAGCGCUGGCCUUUCCACUGAAACCACCUGGCCAGACAUCACUGUCACAGAUGUUACCCCCCAAGCAGGAAGUCUUUGCCUUCCUCCCUUUGCACAGCUAUGGCUUCAGGUUCAUUAUACAAGGUGACUUUGAUGUGCCAUCAUCACGUGAAGACGUGGACAAAGACAGUGCCUGGAAUCAGUGGUUGAGGACCGAGAUCCCCACUCUGUUCAUUGAAGCAUACGAGGCAUUCAAAGCACACAAAGACUUUACGCUGAUGGAAGCGAUUUGCAGCUACCUGCAGAUGGUUCCCACCGAGGACGAGAUUCUGGGCUUCUUCCAACCUGUGGCUACCCACAUCUUACAGAAACUCCGGGGCAAGAACUGCAUACCGACCCACCCUAACUCUAAAGGUGAAGUGUACAUGAAGAAGCCAUCUCAGGUGAUAACGACACGAGACUCUCUUGUGAAGGAGGUAGUAAACCCUGAUAUGCUUCAUAAGCAUUUGAACCUCUUCUAUCUCCAUGGUGAUCUGGCAGCCAUGUUGAAUCCCAGCCUGACACUGACUUUGGGAAUUGAAACAGUCACAACACAACAUUUGUUACAUGUGGGAAAAGCGAUCGCCCUUGGUUUGCAAUCUGGAGGAGAUGCAGAUUACCAGACAAACGUAGUAUUGAUGGCUCGGUGGAUGGCGUGUGUCUACAGAAGUAUGGAGGAGCUCCAGGAUGCAGAGGUGUUCUCAUCUCUAAAAGCCAUGAACAUAAUACCUCUGAGUGAAGGGAAAUUUGUCUCCCUGGAUUCCACCACAGUGUUUUUUCCUGUGGCAGAGACAACAACAUCAGCAAAGAAACAAAAAUCCUCUGAUCCGUUCAUGGCCCUGCAGACUGACCUGUUUGCUGUCCACCCUGACUUCAUUAACACACCUGAUAAUGUGGUCAACUCCCAGGUGAAACGGCUACUCCAGGAACUAGGGGUCAAAGAUCUGUCACCUGUAGAGGUCAUAGGUCAUCACAUCAUGCCAGUUCUUAAGUCACCGGCUUGGGAGCAAAAGUCUAAAGAUUUGCUGAUCUGUUACGUCGUAUACAUCAAGCAAGAAAUGGAGAAAAAUCCAAACAUUGUGAACUGGAAUGAGCUAAGAGAUGCAGUGAAGAUUGUGACAAGCCAUGGCAUCAAAAACCCAUUUGCUGAUGCCAUCCAUUUUCCUCCGCAGUACGGAAAUAAGAUUUCCCUGAGGGAUGCCCUGCCAGGCUAUGACUGGGUGUUCCUGGACCCUGUCUACCUUAAUUUUGCGCACGGAGCCUCAGACUUGCAGAGCUGGCGUGAAUUUUUCACAAAACUAGGAGUGGUGGAUUUCCUGUCCGUUAAGCCACGCAAGAUACACCUCACUGCAGAGAAUAUUGGUUCCAGCCCAUGGUCUCCUCUCAAGGAAACAUGGCCUCCCUUGCCUGAUGGAUAUGUAGUCAGUGAUUACUGCUGUGAAGAGUUCCAUAAGCUGCUAAUGGAAAAUGUGCAACCAGAGAGCAUUGUUUCUCAGAUGAAAGCCUUGGCAACAUUGCUGGAUCAAGAAUGGGACAGAUAUUACUCUCAGUACCAAAUUGCAUCCGUCUCCAACACAUCUGGUGAGAGGCUUUUUGACACAGAGUCCUCGUUCAGCAUCCAUCUGCAUGCCACGUCUUGGUUUCCUUGUCUCCUGAUAAAACCAGUUGUCAAAGACAAUGCCUUUGUUGGAUUGGAGGAAAACUUGAUGAUUUCUCAGCCAUUUUUAUUGUACAACAGCGUUCCAGAAAUCAAAACUCUUCUCAGCCACACAGUACCAUACAUGGCUGUGGGCUUGGCAGGUAACAGUUCAUUUGGAAAAUUCUUGAAAGUUCGGGCAUCAGUGGAUACAAAAACAGUCCUAGGUUCUCUGGUAUCCUGGGCCAAACGAGAGGACCACAAAGAACCUGCUGUGUUCUGUACAACUAUUAAGCACAUCAAAACUGUUUACCAGUUUUUGUUUGACCGUUUAUCGGCAAAAGAAGCGCAGGACUUGCUACAUGAACAUCCAGUGAUAUUCGUUCCAGUUGAGGACAAUGCGGGCAUUGAACAGAUUGUAGCUGGUCACAUGGUUAAGAGAGAUGACGUGUGGUGGGAGGAUCCGACGGGACUGUUCUCCAAACAUAAAGCCAGCCUGAAAGAAUAUCACGCUGAUAUAUCUUGCAAGCGAACUAUUCGGGCCAUUUAUGCUGACAUGGAGGAAUUCUUCACAGGCAGGUAUGGUCGAAUUCAACUUCGCCCAUCCAUGACUGAGUACGCCAAACUUUGGAUCCAUAUCGCCAGUACAGAGAUUUUAUCUCGGGAAAACCAUACUCAUCACGAUGUUUUGUGCCUUAUGGCACAGAUUGGAAAUUGUUUACUGCAGGAAGAUUCUGGUAACGCAACUAACAAACUGCUUCUUGAAGAGGAAAAAAAACAAUUGAAAAAUCUGAUUUCAAACGAAAAGAUCUUCCCAUCAAAACGGAACAUUUGGGUCAGCCUGUCCCAACACCCAAUGAUCCCAGACGACCGGCAACUGGAACUGAUGUUUGAGGAGAAUAAAGUUGUACAUUUCCUAAACCUGGAAGAAGCAGUUAAUACAACCGACAGGAGAAGAAGGAGAGGAGACCAUACUGACCAAAGACGAAGCGAAGCAAUAAAGCCGUUGUUAUUGUUGUGUGGUGUUGCACCUCUGAGCUCCAGUGUGGACAGGAUGGAGGUAACAGAGUUAUCGCAGCCUUGUCCAGUGCUGAUGAUGUACAUGCAUAAAGUAGUCCCCUUCCUUCAGCAGUAUCUCUACAACCACUUUCCUGAUGUUUACCAAAGACUGAUUACUGCCAACAUGGCUGCCAGGCUACUCACCAUGUCUUUUAUGCAGGUUGGCACACUAGAGGUUGUGUACUCAUUGAGACAUAGCCCCGAAACCAUUAAGAGGAAUAAAGAGGCCUGCACGUAUGACCAAGAGAACAACACAUUCUUCUUUCAUAAGGAACAUGUCAACAAGUACCCGGAUAUCAACCGGGAAAUUGCCAAGUGUUUCAGCGACAAUGAUGCACAGUGUAUGAAAGAUUUGAGAGGUUUCCUUGCUGAGCUGACCUCGAUAUUUCAGACCUCUGGUGAUGUUCAGGAGUUGCUAGAUCGUCAUGAUCUGAUGUCUGUUCCAUUGGAGGAUGCGCCAUGGCAUGUUGCCAAGCCUGAGAUUCAGAUGGCACCUCAGCCCGUGAAAGAAGAGGUCAAAGAAUCUAAACCAGAGAAAGAAGGCUCAGCUUCAAAUGAUGAUGAACUAAGAGCUUGGCCACCAAGAUCUUCAUUGGUUUCAAAGGAGGCCACAAGCACUGUGAAGAAAGGGUCCACAGAUCGUCCGACUUCCAAAGUUUGGCCCCCACCCAAACCACCAAGUUACAUGGAGACUCGAGAACUUCCACCCAGAUUCCAGAACUUACCACCCAUGGAUGGAGUUGAAAAUGUGGAUGAGGCAAAAUCCGAAAAGAUUGAGGAAUUGCAUGAGAAGAAAAGAGGAGAUAAUGCAGAGGUUGAUCCAAGAGAGAGGCCAGGGGAUGGUGCAGUGUCACAGACCCGUGCUGGUCAGAGGGGAGGUCAGCAGAGUAGAGGAAGUGAUGAAUACCCUGCAGAAAAGUCAGUACAGGCACAACAAGACAGUGAAAGUACUGGUCAAACAAGGGCAGGGGUCAGCAAUGAGGCAAGGGCAGAGAACUCAGAGGGGAAGAAGCAAAUGGAGAGUGAUUCAGUGCCAGGGAGCUGUAAAACCCAAGAGGGUAUGAUGGAAGCAGGGGAGGCAACUGCACCAGGAGGAAGUCAGGAUAAGGAGGCUUCCCCAAACAGGGACGGAAUGGGAAGAAAGCGGUUUCCACCCGAUGAAAUAGCUACACCCAGCCCCAAGAAGCCAUCUCUCCAACUAGAUGCACCAGUGUGGAAUGAGCAGACCAUGUCUGAGAUGAGUUUUGAAGAGAUUGGCACGGGAAGUGACUUACAGUUACCCGAGGAAAUGGAGAUAGAUGCCGGUGCACCAGAGAAGGAAAUUGGUGACUGGGGAGAGCGUCUGGUGAGGAACUAUUUGUUACAGCUGCAGAAGACAGACAGAUCGAUACAGUACGUGAUUUGGUCAAAAGAGACUGGAAAUGAAGGGAAUCCUUACGACUUUGAGGUCAUAUUUCAGACCCCUGACGGUCAAAAGUCAAUCUUCAUUGAAGUUAAAACAACACUGUCUAGUGACAAGGGAACUUUUGAAAUUUCUGCACAAGAACUACGCUUUGCUCUUGAUCACAAGGAAAAUUUUCACCUUUACCGUAUCUACAGUGCUGGCAGCAAGGAACAGAUUCGCCUAGUGCGUAUCACAAAUGUGCCAUGGCAGUUGGACAAGAAAAAACUACGACUCUAUAUGGUGAUUUGAGGCUUAUUGAUGCUGUGUUUAGGACUUCCUCAUCCAGUAAUGGCUUGUGUAUGUCUAGUGUAUUGUUUGUUUUUUUUUAAUUUUCACAAGUAUAAUUUUGUCAACAUCUUGUAAUUUAAUGAGAAAAUGUAGCAAAUUUUUUUUUACACAUGACUCUAUGCUCUAUUUUUUUUUUUUUUUUUGCUGAAUCUGACUUACAAUGUUAAAUAUACUCAUCACCUAAUCAUGCCUUUUUGUGUCCCUAAAUAUUGGGAAAUACUUACAAACAUGUGUUUGUAUUAAUACAACAUUUGAGAGAUGUCAUUGGGAGGAAUUUACAGAAGGAACAUACUGGAACACAAGUCUUACUUUAAGAUGAACUCAUAUUCAGGUAAUAUACAUGGUUCUUUUACAGGUUGAAUGAAUGAAGAAUUUUUUAUUAAAAUUUUAAACACUCUUACAUCAUGUCUCUUACAUGCCACUCUUUGUGGCAUAAAAUAUUUCUUUCGGUCCUUUUCUCUGAGCUGUUAAUGACUUUUUUAUGUGAGUGUUGAGUAACAAAUGUAAACAUUCCAUUUUAAUAAACUUUGUUGAUUUUUCGUUUGUCUCUUUAGGCUUUAGACAUGACCAUACAGAAAAUGGCAACCAGUAUUUCUGUGUACUUUUAUAUGUUUAUCUUUAAUAUAUCUUUGAUGUUACUGAAUUUGGGUACCAUUACUGGUGUUUUGUAUGCAUGUCGAUCAACAAGGCUGCUCAUGGUGAAUACAUGUACCUGUGAUGUAAGAGUACUCUGUUUGGUCUACGUUGUUUUUGUUCUGUG
Molecule: messenger RNA, 9594 nt
Organism: Liolophura sinensis
Lineage: Eukaryota; Metazoa; Mollusca; Polyplacophora; Chitonida; Chitonidae
Exons: 32
Coding region: 147-8795 (2882 amino acids)
Source: RefSeq, a predicted model, not a curated record